Colletotrichum tamarilloi is the source of this 510-nucleotide messenger RNA. RefSeq lists its product as uncharacterized. Lineage: Eukaryota; Fungi; Ascomycota; Sordariomycetes; Glomerellales; Glomerellaceae. The coding region runs from base 1 to 510 and encodes 169 amino acids. The transcript has 2 exons. The record is from RefSeq and is a predicted model, not a curated record.
AUGCCCUGCUUCUUCUUUCAGUAUGGCAACCCUCCACCCGAGACUACUCACAGGCACGCUCCCAGAGAGAUGACGCACCACGAACCCGACCAUCAUCAUAAAGCGGCCAAAUCACACGGCCGUGCCGUCCACUUACCGAGAUGGUUCACUUUCAGGAAUUUCGUCUAUCUCGUGAUCGCAAUCUGGACGAUCAUUGGCACUGUCUUCAUAGCGGACUACAUACGAACCCAGACAGGGCACCAAGCACUCUUUGAUCAUUCUGUACAAGGUGCUUCGCCAGAUCCUACGGUUGAUGGUGAUUACCGACCAAAGUACACACAUCGAGCCACAAUAUCUGGAAGGCCUUUCAUGAGAAGCUCGAUGGCCAUGGAUGCACGUACUAGCAUGGCUGGAUCCGAUCACGCGACUCUGCAAAACAUGUUGCUUGCUAUUGCCGGCACAAGUCUCGUCCUUCUGGAAUUACUCUAUGAGUCUGUCUGGAUUGGACAUCAAGAUGUACGUCAGAUCUAG